This is a messenger RNA of Fonsecaea multimorphosa CBS 102226, 1902 nucleotides long. RefSeq lists its product as uncharacterized. The transcript is spliced from 7 exons. Gene Ontology annotation, molecular function: hydrolase activity. Lineage: Eukaryota; Fungi; Ascomycota; Eurotiomycetes; Chaetothyriales; Herpotrichiellaceae. Gene Ontology annotation, biological process: nucleotide catabolic process. The record is from RefSeq and is a predicted model, not a curated record. The coding region runs from base 1 to 1902 and encodes 633 amino acids.
AUGGAAGAAGCGGUUACAUACACCGCUGGCGAUACAUCCACCCCACCGGAUCUGCGACUCUUACACUUCAACGACGUCUAUCAUCUCGAUGCCUUCUCGAGGGAGCCCGUCGGCGGCGUCACCCGCUUCCAGACUGUCUGCAACUACUACCGAGAUGAUGAACGGUUUUCAGGUCAGCCAGGCUUGGUCACGCUGUUCUCUGGAGAUGCCUUUAAUCCCAGCUUGGAGAGCAUGUCACUGACGAUGACAGGGAGUCAUAUGGUACCUGUGUUGAAUAUGAUAGGAACUCAGGUUGCCUGUGUUGGUAACCACGAUCUCGACUUCGGCGUCAAACAGUUUCGAAGUCUUGCGCAACAAUGCACAUUUCCUUGGUUGCUGGCCAACGUCUUGGAUCCACAACAUGGCCCGGAUGUUCCUCUCGGCAAUGCAUUGAAGACCAUCAUCCUAACCUCAUCCAAUGGCAUCAAGAUCGGAGUUAUUGGUCUCGUCGAGCGUGAAUGGUUGGAUACUAUCAACUCUUUACCUCCCAACUUGAUCUACAAAUCAGCAUCCGCAACAGCCAAAGAACUGGUACCAAAGUUGCGGGAACAAGGCGCGGAGAUCAUUAUUGCGCUAACCCACCAACGAGAGCCGAAUGACAACAAACUCGCGGAAAAGACCCCAGAAGGCCUGAUAGACCUAGUGCUUGGAGGGCACGACCAUUAUUACCAACAUUCGCUGAUCAACGGAACUCAUGUUCUGCGGUCAGGCAGCGACUUCAAGCAACUUAGCUAUAUCGAAGCACGACGGCGGCGCGGUAGCGACAAAGGAUGGGAUUUCCAUAUUGUCCGACGGGAUAUCGUGUCAGAUAUCGCGGAAGAUGGAAAGAUGAAACAAGUUGUCGACGAGCUGACGGCGUCCCUGAAAGACAAACUGGAAAAGCCGCUAGGAUAUACUGCUGCUCCACUCGAUGCGAGAUUUACCACAGUGCGCCUGAAGGAGUCGAAUAUCGGCAACUUUGUUUGCGAUCUGAUGCGGGUUCACUAUAAUGGCGAUUGCUGUCUCAUGGCAUCUGGCACCAUUCGUGGAGAUCAAAUAUAUCCGCCAGGAGUUCUGAAACUGAAAGACAUCAUGAAUUGUUUCCCAUUCGAAGACCCGACCAUCGUCAUCCGAGUCACAGGAGCUGCCUUGCUCGCCGCUCUCGAAAACUCGGUGGGUGCAUACCCUGCUCUUGAAGGUCGUUUCCCUCAAGUCUCCAAUAUUACUUUCGAAUUCGAUCCAUCCCUGCCGCCGAACCACCGAAUACAGUGGACCAGGAUUGGCGGUGAGCCACUCAACCUGGAAAGAAAAUACGUCCUGGUCACACGAGGAUACAUGGGCAGAGGCAAAGACGGGUAUGACUCUUUACUGGUUGAAUCGGAAGGGGGCGAGGCGGAAGAAAUUGUUUCUGAAGAGAACGGCAUCUUGAUAAGCAUGAUGCUUCGGCAGUACUUCAUGUCUUUGAAAAUCAUCGGCAAGUGGAAGCAUUGGGGCAAAAGCUUGAGUCGGCAUUGGAAUGCCAUCCACGAGGAUUUGCACGAAACGCACCCGGUGGUGGAGCCGAAUCUCGACAACGUGGACGAAAAUCCGAUGAAGCGAAUACACAGUAAGACAGGAACGACAACGCCCCUGGAUGACUCGGAAGAUGAAAGCAACCACCGCGUGCGAAGUCAUUCGGAUCGGCUGAGCGAACAGGAAUCUCUGAUUGCCAGGAAGGUGACGCGGAAAUGGCGUCGUCUGGCAGGAGUGCGUCAUGAGGCGCCGUGUGUCGAUCCUAUGGACGAAGGCGAGUUUCAGGUUGAUUGGACCAGGGCCAUUGCACCGAGAUUGGAGGGUCGUAUUAGAAUGGUCAAGGGCGCGAAGGCAGCAGAGAUUCAGUCUUAG